UUUUUUGGAGAAUUUAAUUAUAUUAACAAAUUGAUAUCGAUAUUCUCUUAGAGUAUUAUUUCCUAACCUCCCCCCUUAUGGUCCUCAUUUGAUUUUCCAGUCCUACUUUGUAAUAAAUCUUAACAGAAUAGGAUUGUUGUGGUUCUAGUCGGGUUUUCGUUAGUGACGGAAGCUACGCCGGCGGCUGAAUUUCUCGACCUGGCACUUUGGCACCCAAAAUUUCCAACUUGGACAAAAACAGUGGUCCGCCGGCGCUCCAUACUAACGAACGAAACAGCGUUUGGGACUUGUCUUCGUCGUCUCUACCCGUUUGACUCGAUUCUCCCUUCCCGCCAUAUCUCGAUCUGUGAUUCUCACCAUUUACUCACCUUCAUACCCUUGGUAAGCCAUUCCUAUUCUUUUCUCCCUAGAUUUUUUUUUUUGCUCUCCUUUUUUAUUUCCCUGUAUCUCUUUGUUUCCCCCCUUGUGCCUUGGGUGUUCCUGUGUGGCCUUCUUUCCCCCCCCUGAUUAUUUGCCCGUCUGGCCACUGUGCAUUCCGAGACGUGAUCACGCCCCUCGUUCAACCACAUCUCCCCAUUCGCCGUCUUCUGAUUUCAAGUUUUCAACCCUAUUUCUACCGAUUUCCUCUGGUUCAGUUCUCAGACGACCGAGCGACAUCUAUUUCAUUUGCAGCGUAACUGGUCUCAUUCCAUCUAACAUCGCAUUAUUCCCAGACCUUUGAGAAUCCCUUUUCGCCACCGCCAUCAUGGGUCUCACCUUCUCCAAGUUGUUCGACCGCCUAUGGGGCAGAAAGGAGAUGCGAAUUCUGAUGGUUGGUCUUGACGCAGCCGGAAAGACCACCAUCCUGUAUAAGCUGAAGUUGGGUGAAAUCGUCACCACCAUCCCCACAAUCGGUUUCAACGUCGAGACUGUCGAAUACAAGAACAUUCAGUUUACCGUGUGGGAUGUCGGUGGUCAGGACAAGAUCCGUCCUCUCUGGAGACACUACUUCCAGAACACUCAGGGUAUUAUCUUCGUCGUCGAUAGCAACGAUCGCGAUCGUAUUGUCGAGGCUCGUGAAGAGUUGCAGCGCAUGUUGAACGAGGAUGAACUCCGUGAUGCUCUUCUCCUUGUUUUCGCUAACAAGCAAGAUUUGCCGAAUGCCAUGAGCCCCGCCGAGAUUACCCAGCAGCUUGGUCUGCAAAGUCUCACUCGUCGCCCUUGGGUAAGUCUGCCUCGGUCCCCUGGAUCUCCAGAGGUUGAACCAACUUCUAAUGUCUAUAUGUGUAGUACAUCCAAUCUACCUGCGCUACCACCGGUGACGGUCUGUACGAGGGUCUCGAGUGGCUCGCCGAUGCUUUGCGGAAAUCGAACCGUGAUUAAAUU
Molecule: messenger RNA, 1365 nt
Organism: Aspergillus pseudonomiae
Lineage: Eukaryota; Fungi; Ascomycota; Eurotiomycetes; Eurotiales; Aspergillaceae
Gene: arfA
Product: putative ADP-ribosylation factor
Exons: 3
Biological process (GO): intracellular protein transport; vesicle-mediated transport
Cellular component (GO): plasma membrane; cytoplasm
Molecular function (GO): GTPase activity; GTP binding
Source: RefSeq, a predicted model, not a curated record